Molecule: messenger RNA, 1014 nt
Organism: Effrenium voratum
Lineage: Eukaryota; Dinophyceae; Suessiales; Symbiodiniaceae
Source: the annotation of a GenBank genome assembly
AUGAGGAACUUUGCGUCCCGACAUCCUGGCUGGUCGAUCGUCAUUCUGCUGGUAGCUGCCGCGCUGAUCUGGUCGAUUUUUGCAAUCUGGCCGAAAGGUCUGGUCGAUGUGAUCGGCCGCAAGAAAGUGUUUCUCAACGCCCUGUUCAACGGCAUCACGCUCGGUGGCCUCUACUUUCUUGUCGCCAGUGGCUUCACGCUCAUCUUCGGUCUCAUGCGCAAUGUCAAUCUUGCGCACGGCUCCCUUUACCUGCUCGGUGGGUACAUCGGUUAUUUCGUUGCCUCGUCAACGGGUUAUUGGCUCCUUGCCUUUCCCGUUGCGUUUGUCCUCGUAGCUGCCGUCGGCAUUCUGAUGCAGAUAUUCAUCUUCCGCCGGAUGGAGGGGCAGGACCUCAGGCAAACGCUUGUAACGAUCGGAAUCUCCAUCGUGAUGGCGGACUUGAUGCUUUGGGGCUUCGGCGGAGAUUUCUACAACAUCACGCCGCCCAGCUGGUUGAGCGGCCCGAUGGAAACACUCCUGGUCACCGGCGUGAAGCGAUCGUCAGGUGACCUCAUCUACCUGAAGUAUCCGGUUGUUCGGGUCGUUAUUUUUCUUGCCUCGGUGGUCAUAGGAAUAGCCAUGUGGCUGAUCUUGAACCGCACCCAGAUUGGCAUGAUGAUCCGGGCAGGGGUCGAUGACAGGGACAUGUUGUCGGCAACAGGCGCCCGCAUCCAGCUCGUCUUUGUCGGAGUAUUCGCAUUCGGGGCAGGCCUCGCGGGUAUCGCAGGUGUCGUGGGAGGGACUUUCCAGUCCGUGGCGCCUGGCGAAGACAUAAGGUUUCUGCUGGCAUCGCUUGUCGUUGUGAUCGUCGGUGGCAUGGGGUCGAUCACGGGAGCCGCGCUGGGAGCGCUGCUGAUCGGUCUCGCCGAACAGUUCGGAUCGGUCUAUUUCCCGACUUAUGCGGUCGUUCUGACCUUCCUGAUCAUGGUGCUCGUUCUUGCGUUCCGGCCCCAGGGCCUCAUGGGGAGGUCCUGA